This is a messenger RNA of Centruroides sculpturatus (bark scorpion), 2919 nucleotides long. It is a transcript of the gene Atac1, whose product is annotated as ZZ-type zinc finger-containing protein 3-like. The record is from RefSeq and is a predicted model, not a curated record. Lineage: Eukaryota; Metazoa; Arthropoda; Arachnida; Scorpiones; Buthidae. Gene Ontology annotation, molecular function: zinc ion binding. Bases 20 to 1429 code for a protein of 469 amino acids. The transcript has 10 exons.
UUUAGGGAUAUUUCACGAAAUGGCAAAAUAUCUUGAAAAUAGUUUUAAAUUUAACGUUUUUAUUUUUUUAAUUUUAUAUUUUAUUACAAAGUUUCGUAUCUGUAGCACGUGUUUGCAAAUUGUAAUUGAUUAUUUUUAUACAAAGAUGGAUAAAAGUAUUGCAAAUGGAAAUUGUGAAAAGGAAUGCACUAAGCAGGAAGAGAGUGAUUUCGAUGACAUCGGAGAAUACUAUUUUGAGUCCGAUCAUCUUGCUCUUAAAGGAAAUCCCGAUUAUCAUAAUAUGCUAAAGACUGUUGCAAUUCUCGAGGCUCAACGAAUGCAAGUCAUUCAGGAUUUAGAUAAAUUGCUAGAAAGUCAAAAGCAAGCAUUAGACAGUCCAAUUGCAUUUGUUAAGAAAUUGCAGAAAAAAGAAAAUUUAAAUUUUCCUCAUCCGCUUCGAAUUGCAGAACUUCCAGAAAUUAAUUGGAAUCAGUACAGUCUCACGGGUGGACAGUUCACGUCGGAGAAGAGGCAGAUGACUCGUCAAUCAUUAAAGAACAUACCAGAUUCUAAGAAUUCUUAUGAAGAUACAAAGGCAGGUUUUGGUGAAAAUUCUGAAGUCUUGGUACGUGGAAGACCGUUUGAUAAAUCCAAACCAAGUAGUUUCAAUCAACUGUGGACGGCUGAAGAACAGAAACGUUUAGAGGAGCUCCUGAUACAGUAUCCUCCCGAGGAAGUAGAGUCUAGAAGAUGGAUGAAAAUAGCUGCCGCUCUUGGAAACAGAACUCCGACUCAGGUUGCCAGUCGAGUGCAAAAAUAUUUUAUAAAAUUAGCAAAAGCGGGACUGCCCAUCCCGGGCAGAAUGCCAAGUAGACACAAUGUUAAUCGUAAGGUUUCUUCGCGGAGAAAUGUUUUAAGUCGCUACUAUUUGCAGCAACCUUCUACAUUUUUCGCUUCUCACAUACCUCCUGUGUAUAUGAAUGAAGCCGAUGACGAAUACAGUAACAACACUCACUCUCUCUCUAGUAGUGUGGACGGAGACAUGUCUAACGAUAAAUUUGAUUUUGCUUCUGAUGAUGAUGGAAUCUCUCAAGAAAUGAAAGACACACCAGAAUAUCAGGAACUUCUUUAUUUAAAGAAAUUAAGGGAAAAGAAGCUUCAUGAUCAUGGGCUCGCUCAGCACGUUGGAUACAGCUGUAAUCGAUGUAAUGUGGCCCCAAUUAUCGGAACCAGAUGGCACUGUGUAGAAUGUCCCGCAAAGGAGUCUGUAGACUUUUGCAGUGACUGCGUAGACUGUAUGCACGAAUGCAAUUUCCACACGUCAGAUCACAAAUUGGAGCCGAUAACCCAGGCACAGAGUCAAAACAGAUGUCUGGAUCGAGACUACAUGCAUUUCCUUGGAGGCGGCGAUUAUAAUUAUCUGGAUCCCAACUACAUGCCGGCAUCUUGACUAAAUUAAGUAUACAAGUUUUAAAUUAUUUAAAUUAAAGCAUUGCCAACAAUGAGUGUCGUGAAUGGAAUCUUUGACUUAUGUGCCAUUUAACAAACUUCAUUGUGUUCAUUUUGACAUGUAAAUAAAUUUUUACUUUUUGUGUAGUAAGUGCAAAAAUAAAACUUCCAUAAUUUAAUGCUUGUGAUUUUGCAGUCAUAAAAAUUAAUGUGCACAUGCAGCAUAUUUUUGAUUCUUUCCAUAGAUUUAGAAUACUUACAUAAGGUGAUAUUCACAUUUAAAAUUGUGAAGUAAAACAUUCCAAUACACUUUAGAGAAUGGUCCGAUAACUGAGAUAGUAAAGGUUCCUACCACCAAGAGUUUAAGUAUGAGUCGACUCAAACAUACUGGGACCCUCAUCAUCCAGUUGUUGUCGUCGUGGUCCUGCCACAUCCACAAAUGGUAUAGAAAAAAUACUGUCUUAGAGUCAACCAAUUUUGAUAGAGUUAAAAUUGUCAUAAAAUUGUCAUGUUGGUUUAAAUAAUUCAUCAACCACUCAUUAUCUGAAAACUGGACCAGAUUUAAAUCCUUAUUUUUGCUUAAAUCUGUUAUUAUUGCUACUGGACAACUUAUCGGUAGCAUAUAAUUUAAAUGCCAUGCAGCUUCCACAAUCAAAAGUCUCAUCAAUUUGGGAAGGAAAUCCAACCAAAAUUUAAUUUUAUCCCAGUCUGUUUUGUUGACGCACUGCUCACAAUAUUCGUUUGACAAGUUAGUUUGUAACAGAAAAACUGCAGUUCUAUUCUCUUCUUGAGUAAUUCCCAAUAAUUCAAAUAAUGUUUUUCCAAUUCUGAAAGAUUUCCAGAAUGUUUCCAGUGUUAUAAAACUCAAGUUAAACUGUUAUCCAAAUACAAUUUAAUAAAUUACAGGAAGAUAAAUGCCUUCCGACUAAUAUAACUGUAAUGGUUAGAAGUCUAUCUGAGAAUACACGACUCCUUGUUUAUCAUCAGUUCUAUUAUUAAAAAAUUUUUUAAAUAAUUAUACUGUGUAAGUUUCAGAAUAUCAAAUUAGAUGAGUAUGGCAAAUGAUAUAAAGCCAUUUUGUACAGAUGUGUAACAUCAUUAUAUCUGGGAAGUGUGGCAGGAUGGAAUCAUUUGUGGAUACCACCUGUUAAGGAAUGGCUUCCAAAUGUUGCUAAUAAUUAGACCAUCAUUUAAGUUCAUUUUAUUUUAGUAAUUUCCAAAUGUUCAAAUAAUUUCCUUUUUAUAAUAUUUUUUUCUAUCCUGCGUAUUUUUAGAUUAUUGAGUGAAAUCUUGCAACCUUCACUGUUGUGCUAUACAUGAUAUUGGUAAAAAUGAUUGUAUUUGUUAUCUGUAUUUUACCAAACUAUUUUCAAGUGGUUUUAGCCUGCAUAUCUUGUCAUGUCAACUGAUAAAAAUAUUCUGGAACAAUCAGAAUUGUUACAAUUGGCAAUUUGCCUAGUUUUGGACCUCAACUGCUUCAAUUUAAAAUGU